Owenia fusiformis is the source of this 2617-nucleotide messenger RNA. Lineage: Eukaryota; Metazoa; Annelida; Polychaeta; Sabellida; Oweniidae. The record is from the annotation of a GenBank genome assembly.
AGGAGGAUAUUUUUUCUAAAAGUCGCUUGAAAAAUGUCAACAAAACAGAUGGAUAAGAACAAGAAGUACGACCGUCAGCUCAGGCUGUGGGGUGAUCAUGGUCAACAGUCUCUUGAAACAGCCACAGUAUGCCUCGUCAAUGCUACAGCAACUGGGACAGAAAUCCUGAAGAAUCUUAUCCUGCCAGGAGUGGGGUCAUUCACCAUUGUUGAUGGAAACAAAGUUACGGGACAAGAUAUUGGAAACAAUUUCUUCCUUGACAAAGACAGUCUUGGAAAGAGUCGAGCCCAAGUUGCCACAGAGUUGUUGCUUGAACUGAAUGAAGAUGUCAGUGGCGAUUUUGUGGAUGAGAAACCAGAAGUUCUAGUUGAGAACAACCCCACAUUUUUCAACACAUUCAGCAUUGUCAUAGUGACUGAUAUAUCUGAAAAGGGUCUCCUAACAUUGGCGGACCUACUAUGGAAAAAUGGAGUACCAUUAUUGAUAACAAGAAGCUAUGGACUGAUUGGAUAUAUGAGGUUGGCUGUCAAAGAACAUACAGUGACAGAGUCCCAUCCGGACAGCUCACAUGAAGAUUUGAGGCUAGACCAUCCAUUCCCUGCCCUAGUUGACUUCUGCGAUAGCCUAAAUCUUGAUGAAAUGAGCAAGAAGGACCACAUGCAUACACCUUGGCUAGUCAUCAUAUACAAAUACCUACAAAUAUGGAAAGAGAGGCAUAACGGUGAUCCACCCAAAAAUUACAAAGAAAAAAAGGAAUUCAAAGAACUUAUAAAAACAGGAAUAAGAAGUAAAGAUGAAGAUAUUCCAGAAGAUGAAGAAAACUUUGAUGAAGCUAUAACACAUGUCAACUCAGUACUUGUUCCAACAAAGGUACCAGACAGCGUAUGUGAGAUCUUCAAUGACAAUGCUUGCUGUAAUCUGCAUACAGAGAGCUCAGCAUUUUGGAUCAUGGCACGUGCAGUCAAGGACUUUGUGGACCAUGAAGGAGAUGGCAUGUUGCCAUUACGUGGUAGUAUCCCAGACAUGACUGCUGACUCUGAGAGAUACAUUAAGCUACAAAAUGUUUAUAAGGACAAGGCAAAUAGCGACAUGAGUUUAGUAUACGCAAGGGUUGUCAACUUACUGAAAGCUAAUGGAAAGCCACAUGACUUCAUUGAAGAAGAAGAUGUUAGACUAUUCUGUAAAAAUAGUUAUUUCCUCAGACUGAUACGUGGCAGGUCAAUAGAAGAGGAGCACACGCCAGACCCUAAUAGUCUCUCACACAUAGCUUCACUAUUGGAUGACCCAUCGAGUGAAGACAUCACAUGGUACAUCCUGCUGAGAGCAGUCGAUAGAUUUCACGCCCAGUACAAUCGCUACCCUGGACAAUAUGACGAUCAGGUGGAGGCAGACAUAGCAAAACUCAAGGGCUGCGUGGGUAAGAUGACACAAGAAUGGGGACUCACCUCAAACAUCAAAGAUGACAUGAUUCAUGAAAUUUGUCGCUAUGGAGCUGCAGAGUUACAUUCUGUUGCGUCAUUCAUGGGUGGAAUAGCGGCUCAGGAAGCCAUUAAGAUUGUGACAUCACAGUUUGUGCCGUUCAACAACACAUAUAUUUAUAAUGCUAUGAAGCAGACUUCUAUGACAGAGCAGUUAUGAUAGAAGCCACAGUGGACCUGUGAUUUAGGGGCAUGAACAUUCACAUUGCUAUAACUUUGAAGCAACUGGUACUCAGUUAAGAAUUUGAAAACUGCCUGAUUGAGGAUUCAGAAUGUUGAAAAUAGUAUUGCUUCUAGCCUUUGCAUCCCCCACCCUGUUACAUAUCCUAUCUCCAAAAAGUGAUUGAUGGGAGGGGUUCAGACUCGAUGAAACACUGCUUGAAAAAUUGGUACCAGUUUUGGACAUUUCCUGAACUGAGGUUUGCAUUGAAAUAGAGAAUGGUGGAGAAGUAAAUGUAAGGAAUUUGACAAGCUAAAAGAAUCGGAAAACUCAAUGUAACUUAUUUAGAUGCAUGAUGCUACACUAGAAGAUCUUUUGGAAGACUUCAGAUCUUCAAGAUCUUCACUCACAAAUUCAUAUACUUCAUUAUUUUCCUGUUUUGUGAAAAUCCUAUAUAAUAAUAAUACAGUUUGAAUAUCCAUUUAAUGUUUGCUAUCUUUAGUUCUAAGCAUUUAAUUCAAUCAACACUCUUUAUGGGAAACAUUCCAUUUUAAGUCUACAGCCUUUUACAUGCAUUUCGAAAGGAACAGAGGUUAAUUUUUGAUUAUUGCAUACAGGCGUUAACCAAUAUGAAAACUAACAAGAGACUUUGUAAUGUUACUUUUCCUGUAUUGAUUUCACAUCUUUCAUAUCUACAGUUUUAUACAAUUCGUAAUACAUAGUCACACUGUAAUGAACAUUGUGUUUUGUUAGUAAUUUCCAUGUAACAGCCAAAUAUAUACCCAAAGUAAGCUACUUACUUUACUUGACCUAUUUCUGAUAAUAUGUGACAUACAGUGACAUAAUUCUUACAAUAUGUGACAUACAGUGACAUAAUUCUUACACUAUGUGAGAUACUGUGACAUAAGUCUUACAAUAUGUGACAUACUGUGACGUAAUUCUUACAAUGUGUGACAUACAGUAACAUAAUUCUUACAAU